UCCGGGUCCUCUGGUGGGUCCAGCAAAUUGGCUCGCGGCGGGGGCGCACCGCGGGCGCUGAUUGGUGGGUUUGGGCGGGCGGGCCCUGUUUGAAAUCCGUUAACGGCGGCGCCGCGCGGGGCGGCGGCGUUGGGGAAAAGAAGGGAAGCUAAUCAGGCGAAGCCGGGCUCAAGUAACAGAAAAAGCAUUAAGGGAGCUAUUUUUGUGCGGUGCUUUUUUAAAGCUAGAAGACCUUCAACUUAAUCUAACAAUAAGAACUGUAGUGGUACAGGCAGAGGACUCGUGGGGACAGUGUGACAGCGAAGAUGGCUAGAUCAGAAUCCCGCUAUUCCUUUGACGUCCCAAACACCUGCAUCAACUUUGCAACUCUGAGUGAGGAUGAUGCUGAUAUACACAACGCAGACUCCUGGUUUGACCAAAAAGCCAAUAUGGAGAAUAUCCCUCCUGCAGAAAAUGUGGCAAAGGUCUCACACAGCAGCCCUGCUUAUACAAAGCCUGAUGUUCUCUCUGUCUUCACAUCACAAGGAGUAGCAAUGAGUGAAAGCGAUGGUGAAGCAGAGGGUGCACAGACCCACGUGAUCUCUCAGAACAUCAUUGGGUCCCUGGCAACCUGGAGAGCUGCUGCCCCUGCAGAGGCCCCUCAAAGAACGAGCAAGAGACCAGCUGCAAAGCCAAGAAAAACCCACCAGCGCAAGCAGCCAGGGAGAAUCAAAGCAGAGAGAAUUGCUAAUGCCCUGGAUAAUAAGGAAGAGGUUCCACCUCUGAAGAAAAUGAGAAUCCUUAGAUACCAGGGGAAAACUGGACAGUCUAUGCCUGGGCCUAUGGUGAGUUCUGGCAGCAGAAAGGAGACGGAAGAAUCCACAAAGGCAGAGCCCUCACAGGAUCCUGCCCUGUCCCCAGAGAGAGAGAAAAGCAAACCACCCAUGCCCUCCACACCAACAGUGUUGAAGAGGACCAAACCUUCUAGCAAGCUGAAGAGUACAGAGGAGCAGGAACUUGAAAAGAUGCAGCAGUUGCAGCAGGAGGUUAUGGAGCUGCGGAAGAAGAACGAGGAGUCUCUGAAAGCAGCUAUUGCUGGAGCAGGACAACCCCUGAAGAGACCCGUUGGUCAAGUAACAAAGCCAAUUGAUUUCCACUUCUGCACAGACAAUAGGAUUAAACAGAAUGUGGGAAGCCAGCCUGAGAAUGAGUACAAGGAGCUGGAUUUUGCAGCAGUACUCAGGAAGCAUCCCCCUUCUCCGAUGCGAGUGCCAAAGGGACCCACUGUCCCCAAACCUUUCAACCUGUCCCAGGGAAACAAAAGAAAACUUGAAACCACAUCAGAAUACGUGUCCUUUGCUGAGCAGGUAGAAGCAUUCCAAAAACGCACACCCUCUCGUUACCAUUUGAGGAGCAGGAAACCUGAGGAAGAAGGCCACGUUUCAGGAAAGUCUGUGAAGCCUCAUCUCACCUGUGCCAAAACACCAGUGCUCCGAACAAAGCAGCGCUCGAGACCUGUCACCUGCAAAACUGCAGCAGAGUUAGAAGCAGAGGAAGUAGAGAGAAUUCAACAGUACAAAUUCAAAGCGCGAGAACUCAAUUACAAAAUCUUUGAGGGUGGGCCACUCCUGCCCAAGAAACCCCGUGUGAGGAACGUCACACAACCCAUUGGCUUCGAGUUGGAAACAGAAAAAAGGAUUCAGGAGCGUGAGAGUAAGAAGCGGCAGGAGGAAGAGCGCUUCGAAUUCCAUUCCAGGCCGUGUCCCACAAAAAUCCUAGAGGAUGUUGUGGGUGUUCCGGAGAAGAAAGAACUUCCUUGUACAGUCCCCAAGUCUCCAGCCUUCGCCUUGAAAAGCAGAACCCGCGUGUCUGGCAGAGAGGAAGAAAAGGAAAAGGGGGUGGUGCCUGUGAUCAAAGCUAACCCUAUGCCACAUUACGGAGUGCCCUUCAAACCCAAAAUGCCAGAGCAGAGGCACGUGGAAGUUUGCCCCUUCUCUUUUGAUGCCCGGGACAAAGAGCGGCAAAUACAAAAAGAGAAAAAAAUAGAAGAAUUUCAGAAGGAAGAGGUGCCGAAGUUCAAAGCGCAGCCUCUGCCUUACUUUGACCAAGUUAAACUGCCAGAAAAGAAGGUCAAAGCCCCAACCCAGCCUGAACCAUUCCAUCUGCAGGUGGAUGAGCGGGGAGCUGCCAAGCUCGAGAGCUGGAAACAUCAGCUUGAAGAAGAUUUGAAAAAGCAGAAAGAGGCAGCAUGUUUUAAAGCUCGUCCCAACACAGUGGUGUACCAGGAGCCUUUUGUGCCCAAAAAGGAGCACAAAGUACUAUCAGAGAGCCUUUCUGGUUCUGUAGUUCCUGAAAGCUUUGAGCUGGCAACGGAAAGAAGAGCAAAAGAACGUCAAGAAUUUGAAAAGCGAUUGGCAGACGCAGAAGCUGUAAGGGAGAGGUAUCAGGAGCAGAUCAGGCAGGAACAAGAGGAGCGUGAAAAGGAAGAAGUUGCUAAGCUAAGGCAAGAAAUGGUUCACAAGGCAAACCCAAUACGCAAAUACCGCGGCAUAGAAGUGAAGCCCAGUGAUCAGUUACUGACUUUGCCAAAGUCUCCCAACUUCUCAGAUAGAUUCCGGUGCUGAUGAGCACCCACGUGAUAUUAGGAGGGAGAUCCCAUCCCUCUCUACUCCCUUGGUAGGAGAGAGAGAGCAGUUGUUUUUCUGUGACUCUGCCUGAACUCAUACCCUUGGUUCCUUUGUACUGAAUAGUUUAACUCCACCUGAGCCCGUGGCAUCCCACCUAACUAAAUAAAGUUUCCUAAUAUGAUCGCUGUCUCUGGCUAGUGGGCUGAGGCCCUUUCCUGCAGAAGAGUUUUUGAUAAAGGCUGACUGUACAGAUGUGUGCAUCUGGCAGAGCUGUCUAAUCUUUGUACACUAAGUGUUGUUUUCAAGUGUCUGGUUUUUAGCUUUUAAAUCUGUAUUAAGCUUGAAUUGUGUUAAAUAAUGUGAGGCUCCCGCAAGCCAACACAGUGCGGGUCAGACCUUUCUCAUGAUGUUUAGAUGAACAAUAUAAAUCUUGCUCAUGCUUUAAAGUAAUUCUCUGUGUACAUUAGAGCAUUAAACCUUCUUGCUCUUUUAUAGCUGAAGUCCUUCUAUUUGGGGAACCAUUUAACUGACAAAUGACUUGCUGUGAGCUGCUGCCCCAGCUCCUGCCAGUGCAGGUCUCUUGGCUACAGAGACAUCAGUGUCUCUGGCCAGUCUGGGCAGCAAGCAGAGUUAAAUAUAGCCCAAGUGCUCAAAUGUGCCAGAGAACAAAACUGCCAGCAUUGUGAAGUCACAUUUAGAUUAAAAAUUUAAUAAUUAUUUCUUACCUUGGUAUUGUGCUCUGAUUUCUUGCCUUUGUAUCUUGCUGGUAUACACGUGAGCAGGACUGCCUGCUGCUGUUGUGCUGUUCAGAACAGAGGAAAAAAAGGAAAACUUAGAAUUAAUGUGUCCAGGUAGGACAAACUUCCUUGUUUGGGGGUUAUGGCAAACACUUGCUUUCAUUUCCUCUGAAUUCAGAUACUAUUGGAGAAGUAUUCUUAGAGUGUGGCCUUUUAUUCAGAUUUUUGGGUGGAGAAGAGAAGGAGCUCAAACUUGAGGUGUCAGACUCCAGCUGAGGGGAUGGUUAGAGGUGCCAUCUCAUCCUUGCCAAAGAACAUCAAGCAAUUGCUGUUUUACUCCUAAACUAGGGGAGGUAACAGAGGGAGAAAUUCCUCAGAGAGCUAAAUUCCAAGAUGAACAUUUGUUGUACCUGAGGGAUUAUGUUUCUGCAGGAAUUCUAAAAAGUGUGAUGCUGAAGGGAUACCAUGGCAGAACAGCUGGAGUCUCUAUGGGAGUGUUUCAAAGAGCACCAGCCUCAAAAUUCUCUGCUUGGAUUAAAAGAGGAAAAAACCCCCCCCUGCUGAAAUAUAAGGGUUCUUUAAAAAAUUAAAGGUUUUUUGCAGUUAGUAACUAAGGAACUCUGGAGAACCAGAGGGCUGAGGAAAUGUGUUGGUACUGAAGAUGAAUGACUCUGGAGCAGUGUGGCCUCUUGGAAAUAGUGAACUCAGCUCUGGCUCCUUUUUGCUCAAGUUACACUUUUCCUUCCCUUGAGGAUUUUUGCGUAGGUGUGGCAGAGCUGCACCUGAAAGGGUUGACCCAGUCACCCAGGAUACCUUCAGCCAUAUGUUUCUGACUUUGCUGGUAGCCCCAUGUUGCUGAGCUCAGGGUAACAGGAUGGCCAGAACAGCUCCUGUCACUGCUGCUGUGACAAUUUACAGGAGUGACUGGAGCAAGAGGGAUGUGUCAGCAUCCUCUUCUUGAAAACUAGGAUCAGUGUGGAUCUGGCCAGUCUGCCUUAACCCCAUUUCUGUUGCAGUGGAACUGUUCCCUGCAAUCUACUGGACAGGGACAUGGCUGAACUUCAGAUGUGCAGUCAGGGAAUUCUUGCUGCUUCCUCGAGUGCCAGCUCUGGAGCCAGCAGCGUGUGGGCAGCAGGAGCAGAAAAUAUUUAUGAUGAGUCAGGAGAAAGCUGGAAUGAUGAUGAGCUGCUGAAGAAUGUAAAGGCAAACAGGAUAAUGAGGCUAUGGAGCUGGAGCAGCCAAUGAUCCCUGAAGGAUGGACCAGCUGGAUUUCCCUGAUGGCCCUAUAUGGCCUCUGCUCCUGCCCUGAGGAAGGCAUUGUGUGCCUGACAGCUUGGCAGUUUUUUCCCCCAACGGUAUCAUUUGGGUCUAAUAAAAGACAUUACAUCUUCCCCCAGACGUGGCCUCUUGUAUUCCCCAGGCACUACAAAGAGUGGAAAGAACCUCAGACAGCUGUGCCUGCAAGGAUCUGGGGUGUUGGGCUGAGCUGGAGUCACCCACCACGUUCCCACAGGCCAAUGGGUGGGACCUGCCCCCUUAAUUAGGAGGGAGGUGUUGACAUGGUGAAAGAAGUGCUCUAGUGUAGAAAGUGUGUAAGAGAUGGGUGUCCUGGAGGAGCGCUGGAUGUUGGAGAGGAUGGGGUUUGGUCAAGGCUUCAUCAGGGAAAUGGGGGCAGGUGAUUUUCCCAGUGUCAGGGAGAAUAAAGUUACAGGACUGGAGCAAGAGACAAGAUUGGAGCAAGAUUUGACUGAAUACUGUUCCAGCACCUACCUUUAGAGUUGGGGUAGGUUGAGAAACUGAUGUAAAAUCUAUAUUCUCUCUGCAUGGAUUUUGCAAAAGCAUUCUUGUAUUCCAGAACUCAAAACCCAUCACCUUGGUCCUUGAGAGCAAGGAGUGGGAGGACAGGAGGGGAGGAGAGCUGGAUACAAAAUCUUCCUCUGAUGCAUUUCUAGUUGAGCUGUACCCAAAAUAAUUUCUUAUCAAAGUAAUUUGCUGAACUCAGACUAGAGCUGUAACUAAAAGGCAAUGUUUUCCUGGACUUUUAUGUUGAAUUGCAAGAUCUGAUUAUCUAGUGAAUAAAGUUUUUAUGAAAA
This is a messenger RNA of Chiroxiphia lanceolata (lance-tailed manakin), 5436 nucleotides long. RefSeq names its product TPX2 microtubule nucleation factor (gene TPX2). Gene Ontology annotation, cellular component: spindle; microtubule. The record is from RefSeq and is a predicted model, not a curated record. NCBI's taxonomy places the organism in Eukaryota, Metazoa, Chordata, Aves, Passeriformes, Pipridae. Gene Ontology annotation, biological process: activation of protein kinase activity; regulation of mitotic spindle organization. The transcript is spliced from 19 exons. Bases 306 to 2603 code for a protein of 765 amino acids.